AUGCGCGUCUCUACUAUCUCCGCUAUCUUCAGCGGCCUUGUCGCCUCUACUGCCGCCCAGUCCGAUCUCGACGCUUCCGUCUGGAAGGCUCUGUCUAACGAGGCCCAGAGCAAGCGUACCUUCUCUGAUGUUGCCCGAAACCGCCCCGUUAAGCGUCAGUCGGGCUGGAACCCGCCUGCGGAUCUGAAGGCUCCACUCCAGGAAGUCUGGGAACACUACGAGAAGACUUACGAAGAUUUUGGCAAAAAUGAAAACACUGGUUUCCACCAGAUCAUGGCCAACAAGGGUUUCCUCAAUAUUUGUGUUCGAUGGGACUCUAGUGCUACUCUAACCGAGGCUCAGCGUACCAAGAUCGCCAGCACCUACAACGCGCAGUACCAGAAGUGGUUUAAGUGGCUCUACGGCUACAACGGUUUCCCCUACGACAACGUCAAAGUAAACAUUGUUGCUUAUGCCAUCAAGGACAAGAGCCAACUCCAGGGCUCAACCGCCGGCUACGAGGUAUACACUGAACUCGACGCCGAGGGUGUUCCUAUGUGUCCUGUUGCCUGUGCUCGCGAUGCUCAUCUCGAUGGCGACUACAGCGGCUGCAAGGCUGGUGCUGCCCGUCACUAUGACCACUCUCUCUGGUUGAAGGAUGGUCUUGAGGGUGGCUUCGGCCAUAACUGGGGUCAGGAGGUUGGCCGUGAGUACUUCAUGAACAACCUUGACUCUGACAAUAUCCACAUUCUUCUUCACGAGAUGGGCCACACCUUUGCUCUUGAUGAUUACUGGACCCCCACCGGUAUCACCAAGUUUAUCAUGCUUGCCGGUGCCUCCAUGGAAAUCACCGACUUCGACGGCUGGAUGUACCGCAACUGGUGGUACUACUUCUCUCAAAAAUACAACUGGAUUUCCGGCAAGUCCAGCAGUGAUGCUGCACCUGUUUCAUCCGAGUCUAAGCUCGCUGCUAACACUGCCGCCCCCGUCAAGGCUCCAGCAACUAAGCUCACCACCUCCAAGGCUGUCGUCAAACCCACAACCGUCAAGGCUCCUACAGCUACCAAGGCUCCUGUUGCUCAGGCUCCUUUUACCGGCAGUGGUGCUGAGGUUGCUGCUUGGGGUCAGUGUGGUGGUAACAACUGGACUGGUUCUACCAAGUGUGCUUCCGGAGCCAAGUGUACUAAGCACAACGAUUAUUACAGCCAGUGCGUUGCUAACUAA
Messenger RNA from Fusarium venenatum, 1203 nucleotides. The record is from RefSeq and is a predicted model, not a curated record. Lineage: Eukaryota; Fungi; Ascomycota; Sordariomycetes; Hypocreales; Nectriaceae.